AUGAAGUCUUCAUCAACGCUGCAGAAACCUGCAAUUUCAAAAGCAAAUAAGAAAUCAGAGCCGUUGAAUCCAACUAAAACACCAAGUGCAGAGAUCCGAAAGGAUGCAACCUCACCCUCUCAUGCAACAAUUACUAAAAAACGAAAUUUAAUGGAGGCUGAAGAACGACGAUCUUGCGGCUCCUCCUCUUCAACAAGUCAAAAGAAUGUUCAACAGUUGAAUCAAAAUAACCAAUCAAAAACUUCAACACUUCCAAGAUCAUCCUCCACAACAACAACAACCACACGAAAAACAUCAACAACACCCAAUAUUGACGAAAUGGCACGGAGAGCUUUUUUAUCGUCGGAACAACAAUAUUUGAAUGAACUAUCAAAGAGGAAACAACCAUCCACUCCUCCAUCAGCAAGCAAAUCUGUUCCGAGUGUAGAUAAUUUAUUUAAAAUUUCUAAAGAUGUGUUGCAUGAAAGAGUGGAUAAACCUGACGAAAAGGAAUUAUUGGCUGGUGCAAGUGAUUUGGAAGCAGUGAUCAUUGUUUCGACGGAGGCUCAUAUUAAAACAACUCCAUCUCCAGUGUCCUUGGACCCCAAUCAUUGUCACUUUUCAAUUUUGGAGCAACUGCAACAACGAAUACCGAUAGUUAAAAAACAUGUGGAGUAUAUUAGAAAUAAGGUCCUGGAAGAGGCAAGCCUGCCAAAAUCCAAGCUGAAACAACCUUCGAAAAAAACGAAACAAGCUAUUGCCAACCAAAAAGCAUUUGAAAAAUCACCGAUCGAGUUGCCAAUGAUUACCAGUACACGCAUGGCAAGACGGAAAAUUACACGAAUUGAACCCAUCUCGUCUAAAACCACCAAUCACACAAAAAUAGGUCAAAAUAUUGUCCUACCCUAUGAAUUGGUCAUUAACAUAUUUUCAUUUCUUCCUUGGAAAGAGUUGUAUACUGUCAUUAUGAGGGUUUCUAAAAAUUGGAAAGAGUUUGUGACUGAAUACGAAUAUUUCAUUAUAUGUGAACACAGCCGUUUGAAUUUUUUCUCCGCAAGCCAAGUAUUAAUUUGUUCCGGUUGUUACAAUGAAGUACCUGAACUCUGUAAAGCAUGCUCUCAAUGUUCUAACUCUAUUGAUGAUCAUGAAGACUCUGAUGAAUUGUCUGCAACAUCACCCGAGAUAUAUUAUAAGCGAAGAUUGCAAGCAAAAGUCGACAAAUGGAUACUGAAUUAUUGGAAAAAACAUCGAGAACAAAUCGAUGAGAUGAACAGGGAACCAGUCACCAUUUUGACAAGUGAUGCUAAUGAAAACCCCGUUAAUGAACCACGUUCUACGCCAUCAUUGGACAUUUCUAUUCGCUCUCUUUCACAGAAAUGCAAGGAAUAUAUAAUUUCUCAAAUUUUUCCAAAUACUUGGCAUUUGACAGGAAAAGGACUGACUUUACCAUUUGUAUCAAUGUUUAGAGAACAGUUAUCGUGUUUACAUUAUUUUCCAGCUGAAAGUGAAGAAAACAAACAAAAUACUAUUUCUCUCGAAAGCAAAACGAAGAAAAAGAAGAAGAAUACAGAAAAAACUAAGACACCAAUUUCAGAACUCGUUACUAAUUUUACAUUUCCAAAAUUGACACAAAUUUUUUGGAGCAACUCAACCCUAUUAGACGCCAUGUCUUUGAAUUAUACCACUGUUUCUAAUUUUCAUCAAAUGUUUGCAAAUGUUGAAAAAUUUAUUUCCACCCAGUCCUUAUUUUUUUCUUUGGACAUUUCGAAACUAUUUGAUAGCAAUAUGAACCGAUUGAGAAUUUUGGAUUUAAGCCAAUGCAAAUUAUUACAAAACUAUCAGCUUGAAAUACUUGCUAGAACAAUAGGAGAGCAUGCCAGAAAAUGUGAAUCUGAUAUAGUGGAUGAAAGAAAAUGUUUACGAAAGGUUAAUUUAUCAGGAUGUGGAUCAAUCACUCAAAACGGACUUCACGCAUUGGCAGAGCAUUGUGGUCGAACUAUCAAAUGUCUCCAUUUAAAUACGUAUCCAAACUGUAAAGAGAUUAGUUUGAACCAAAUACCUGCAACAUUUGAAGAAUUAGAGGAGUUGUCUCUCGAAGGAAAUUAUUCAUUCCACUCGUUGGCAAACCUUGUGAAUGCAUUAGUAAGAUGUAAAUUUGGGAGCAAGCUGAAGAUUUUGAAUAUCAAAAGCACCUUCAUAAUGCCACACCAUAACGAACUAGUAAGGAAAGGAGUUGCUUCUUCAAUCACGCAAACCACCACCAGUAGUUCUUCAUCAGCUUUAACUCCCUCCCCAAUCAUCGAUCUCAAGCACCAAUUGGUUCGAAUUUUUGAUUGGAUGCUCCCCAAACAACUCGAAGCAGUCAAGAAGUGUGAUUUGAAAUUGGUCUUGACAGAUUUAGGAGAGUUUUAUUACCAAAGGAAUCACAAGAGAAAUACCUCUUCUAGAUUCGUGUGGCGAAACCGAGUUCAUCCAUUUGAAGCUGUAGCCAUGUCAAGAUCUGCUAGUGGAUGUUAUUUGGAACAAAUUUAA
Molecule: messenger RNA, 2511 nt
Organism: Naegleria lovaniensis
Lineage: Eukaryota; Heterolobosea; Eutetramitea; Acrasida; Naegleriidae
Exons: 2
Coding region: 1-2511 (836 amino acids)
Molecular function (GO): protein binding
Source: RefSeq, a predicted model, not a curated record